UCGAGUGAUGCACUUGGAAUGAGAAUCAGAGGAUGGAAAUAGUCUGGGAGGUGCUUUUUCUUCUUCAAGCCAAUUUCAUCGUCUGCAUAUCAGCUCAACAGAAUUCACCAAAAAUCCAUGAAGGCUGGUGGGCAUACAAGGAGGUGGUCCAGGGAAGCUUUGUUCCAGUUCCUUCUUUCUGGGGCUUGGUGAACUCAGCUUGGAAUCUUUGCUCUGUGGGGAAACGGCAGUCGCCAGUCAACAUAGAGACCAGUCACAUGAUCUUCGACCCCUUUCUGACACCCCUUCGCAUCAACACGGGGGGCAGGAAGGUCAGUGGGACCAUGUACAACACUGGAAGACACGUAUCCCUUCGCCUGGACAAGGAGCACUUGGUCAACAUAUCUGGAGGGCCCAUGACAUACAGCCACCGGCUGGAGGAGAUCCGACUACACUUUGGGAGUGAGGACAGCCAAGGGUCGGAGCACCUCCUCAAUGGACAGGCCUUCUCUGGGGAGGUGCAGCUCAUCCACUAUAACCAUGAGCUAUAUACGAAUGUCACAGAAGCUGCAAAGAGUCCGAAUGGAUUGGUGGUAGUUUCUAUAUUUAUAAAAGUUUCUGAUUCAUCAAACCCAUUUCUUAAUCGAAUGCUCAACAGAGAUACUAUCACAAGAAUAACAUAUAAAAAUGAUGCAUAUUUACUACAGGGGCUUAAUAUAGAGGAACUAUAUCCAGAGACCUCUAGUUUCAUCACUUACGAUGGGUCGAUGACUAUCCCACCCUGCUAUGAGACAGCAAGUUGGAUCAUAAUGAACAAACCUGUCUAUAUAACCAGGAUGCAGAUGCAUUCCUUGCGCCUGCUCAGCCAGAACCAGCCAUCUCAGAUCUUUCUGAGCAUGAGUGACAACUUCAGGCCUGUCCAGCCACUCAACAACCGCUGCAUCCGCACCAAUAUCAACUUCAGUUUACAGGGGAAGGACUGUCCAAACAAUCGAGCCCAGAAGCUUCAGUAUAGAGUAAAUGAAUGGCUCCUCAAGUAGGGAACAAAGCCAAGAAGAAUCCCACCUCAGUGAAAUGCUACAACUGUGAAUUGACAUAACCUAGAAUGUCCCCCUUCUUGCUUCUCUCUCCUUCUUUCCCCCAAGCCUCAUUCAUUCUUGGGAUUGGCCCUUUCUUCAUGAAAAGUGUCUGCAAAACCAUGGCAGAGGAAUACAUCUCUCACACAUACUCACAAACACACACACAAGCACUUGCACAUACAUACAAACACAUGCAAACAUACCUACACACACACACUCUCUUACAACCUCCAUCAUGGGAAGUCAAGUUUCAGAAACAAAAGUCUCAUUCAUAAGAGGUCUUAGAAGAAAAUAACCAGUUAACCUGAUUACAAUUUUGAUACCGUUUUCCUGAACUAAUAAAUCUACCCAAUGAGACUUUUCAGCCUUUGUACAUACAAAAUUCUUCCAAAAGAGAGAGGAGAAAAUACAGCUCUGAUGGCAUCAAAUGGACUUUGCAUCAAGUAAUUUCAGAUAGUGUCCUAGGAUCCUUUGAGGGUGGGUAGCAGGUGAGCAGGACAAAGUUGACCAAGGACACUUAUUUCUAGAUUAUGAUUCUUCUGUUUACUCAACAAUAUAAAAAGAAAAAAAGGACAGACAUUGAAGAGCUACACAUUGUAUAUAUAUCACCACAGACUAUAAGGAAAUGGAAUUAUUUCCCUCUUUGUCACAUAUCCGUAGUAGGAUUUGCCAAGAUCAGAAAUUAUCCAUUUGCUGUUUCUUGUUUUCCAAAGGUCAUAUAUUGUGUUUGGUUAUUGUUACCAGCUCAAUAAAUGUGUUUAACGAGUUAAUUUCAUUUUUCUGGCUUUGGUCUGUUCUCCUUCCUUACAGGCUAAGCCCUGGCUCCAUGCAACUGCAUUCUUUGAUUUCACUUGUUCCUUCAUCUACAUGUUUUGUUCAUUUGCAGCCAGUUUUUACUGAGUUUGUGGCAAUCAGGAAUGCAUUUGCUAAGCAAGUAUGACUUUAAUUCCACUCCAUGGCUCGAUCAUUCACAUGAGGUGAGCUUCAGCCUGAGAUAGCAGGCGACAGAUUUCUUGCGUUUCAAAACUGCCAUGCCCCCCGUGAUGCUCCCGUGAAGGAAUGCACUUUGCCUUGUAAGUUCCUGGGAAAGGGGUAUCUUUUCUCUCCAGGUGCAGCCAGAUCUCACAAAGUACAAAACGAAUGCCUUUCUUUUCUUGUUUAUAAUGGUCACUCACUGUGUUUGGUUACUGUCAACAAAUCAAUAAAUGUGUUUAACAAGUUACCCAGUA
Molecule: messenger RNA, 2287 nt
Organism: Gorilla gorilla gorilla (western lowland gorilla)
Lineage: Eukaryota; Metazoa; Chordata; Mammalia; Primates; Hominidae
Gene: CA10
Product: carbonic anhydrase 10
Exons: 9
Coding region: 33-1019 (328 amino acids)
Biological process (GO): one-carbon metabolic process
Molecular function (GO): carbonate dehydratase activity; zinc ion binding
Source: RefSeq, a predicted model, not a curated record